AUGAUAAGCUCAGCUGUAUCUGCCUCGAUCCGUCCAGUGGAGCGCCUGCCGCGCUGCGUGAAAGCAGAUUUUUGUGCUCGGCUCAUGAAGUCCGUGCUGCCGCUGUUUGUGCUCCUCCACACCUGUGCCCAGAGCUUCAGUAUUCACAUAGUCUCCAGUCCCCUGUUUGUCACUGUCCAGUCUGACAUAUGGCUUCCAUGUAAUUUCACUGGCUUGUCCGAUGAUGUUGAUUUUCAGAAGCUAAAAGUUACAUGGACAAGACAGUCAGUGCCAGUGGCUCAGUAUAACUGGGGCAAAGUGUCUGGUGGGCUGAGGUUCAGUUUGCAAGAAGAUCGUCUGAAGGCUGGGGAUGCAUCUCUGCACCUGAGUUCAGUGUCCAUGAAGGAUGAGGGUCAAUAUUGGUGUCGUGUUGAAUAUAAAGCAGAGAAAAUGGACAGUGAGGUCUACCUCAGGGUCAGAGCUCCUCCUCAGGUCCAUGUCACCUUGAGGUCAAAUUCACAUGGAUCUGAUGGGGUCAUUAACUGCAGCGCCACAGGUUUCUACCCUGCAGACAUCAAGUUCACCCUCCGGCAGGGCGGCGAGAUGUUGAAGUCCGAGAGUCCUUCAGCACGGAGUGAGCCAGAUGGGACAUUCAGUGCCUCAAGUGCCCACUCCUUCAAUUGGAGCACCAGGGUCGGAGAUCUGUUCUUUUGUGAAGUGAACCACGAUGCUCUGGAAGAGCCGAUCAGGACAGACCCCAGAAGAGAGUCUCCAGGAGUGCUGCUGACCACGGCAGUGCCGAACCUUGAUAGCGUGGUGGUCUGCCUGUGUGAUGAAACCCAAGAAUCUGUGAAGAAAUUCAUCUGGAGGAAGGACGAAACGAUCCUCCUGAUAGACACCCCCCACACCUUGAUAAGUUUGGAUGGGCACAAGUCCGUAAUGAGUCGCUACCGCUUCACCCCAAACGGCCAAGAGAAGUUGUCCUACACAGGACACUCACAUGUAAAGAUUGCUGGAGCUGGAGUGGUCAUCCUUAUUCCUCUUCUCCUUUUACUCCUCGUCAUCAUACGGCAGACAUCAGUGUCCCUCACGCCUCUCAUACCCGUUCAUCUGAGAAAGAGUGAAACUCAUUCAAUCACCUGCACGCUGACUGGCUGGUGUCUCAGGCUGAUCAGUCUGCGGUGGUCAGUCAACGGUAAAAGAAUUGAAAUGGAGCCUCUGGAUGGUGAGAAAGGGGAUUUUGACGAGAAGGUGUGGUUAUCAACAGACAAAGCCACCAAUUUCUCCAUGAAGAAAGGUCCCACCAAGAUGAGCUGCUGCCAAGGAGAGACCACCAUCACCUUUCAAUUCACACCAGGGAAACUAGAAUCAGAAAACAGUCUGAUCCGGUGCCGGGCCCUCCACAGGCUGACCAGACGGCGGGUGAUAGCCCAGUACUUGUAUGAGAGUAAAGUGUGACUGACUGGUCAGUAGGUGGUCACUGUGGGCCUGGAGUGCAGGAUGACUAGUCAUUAGGUGCUCCCCUCUUCACUGACUCUUCCCCCACUGGUCCUACCCCUCACAGUCAUGUGAUCUGUAGGCUCCUCCCCUUCACAGUGACCUUGACUCCAUCUCCCCAUUUUGCCUCAAAACUUGUCGUCCCACCCAACUCUGAUUUGCCUACUCGUGUAAUAAAUG
Messenger RNA from Polypterus senegalus (gray bichir), 1656 nucleotides. RefSeq lists its product as uncharacterized. Bases 1 to 1437 code for a protein of 478 amino acids. The transcript has 6 exons. The record is from RefSeq and is a predicted model, not a curated record. NCBI's taxonomy places the organism in Eukaryota, Metazoa, Chordata, Cladistia, Polypteriformes, Polypteridae.